CAGGGGGAGGCGAAGUAGAAAAGAGCACAGACUUCUUCAGUGAGAACGAAACGAGAGGGGGCGUCAGUGCGAACAAAGUAAUUAUAGGAGGAGUGAGAGGACAUUUGGAAAUUGAACGAAAGUAAAACACUCAGGGUUUGUAUCUUCGUGGUUUUCCGACGUAGACGAUACACCCAAACUUCAAUUACAGCCUCAAAUCAAGUCGUGGAUGUGGGGUGCAUAUAUCACCCUGGGAUUUAGCUACACGAGUAACGUUCCUGCCGUCAAAAUUUCUCUCCUCUCUUUAUUUUAUGUCAGGUGGCUGAACUGUGGAAGCUACAGAGGACAAUAUCGAUUCCACAGGAUUUGAAACAUUUGUUCUGUACUUUAUACAAAAGUGCGAAGAUGUCUGGACAAAGCAUUACGGAUAGGAUAACUGCAGCUCAACACAGUGUAACCGGCUCCGCGGUGUCCAAAACUGUGUGCAAGGCGACCACGCAUGAAAUUAUGGGACCAAAAAAGAAACAUUUAGAUUACUUGAUCCACUGCACCAAUGAGAUGAACGUGAACAUCCCCCAGCUGGCAGACACCUUGUUUGAAAGGACUGCCAACACCAGCUGGGUGGUGGUCUUCAAGUCUCUCACCGCCACACACCACCUCAUGGUCUACGGCAACGAGAGAUUUAUACAGUACCUGGCUUCAAGGAACACGCUUUUUAACCUCAGUAACUUUUUGGACAAAAGUGGCCUACAAGGCUAUGACAUGUCAACGUUCAUAAGGAGGUAUAGUCGCUACUUGAAUGAGAAGGCUGUAUCGUAUCGACAGGUCGCUUUUGACUUCACCAAAGUAAAACGAGGGGCGGAUGGCGUUAUGAGAACCAUGAACACAGAGAAGUUACUGAAGACCCUACCCAUUAUCCAAAAUCAGAUGGAUGCACUACUUGAUUUCAAUGUCAACGCCAAUGAGCUUACCAACGGAGUGAUAAACGCGGCCUUCAUGCUUCUGUUCAAAGAUGCCAUUCGACUGUUUGCGGCCUACAACGAAGGCAUUAUUAACCUGUUGGAGAAGUACUUUGACAUGAAGAAAACUCAAUGCAAAGAGGGCCUUGACAUCUACAAGAAAUUCCUCACUAGAAUGACAAGAAUCUCUGAAUUCCUUAAAGUAGCGGCGCAAGUAGGGAUUGAUCGAGGGGACAUCCCAGACCUCUCCCAGGCCCCCAGUAGCCUCUUGGAUGCCUUAGAGCAGCAUUUGGCUUCUUUAGAAGGGAAGAAGGUGAAAGAUUCCACAGCAGCCAGCAGGGCUAGCACUCUCUCCAACGCUGUCUCUUCUCUGGCCAACACGGGCAUAUCUUUCACCAAAGUGGACGAGAGGGAAAAGCAGGCAGCUCUGGAGGAAGAGCAGGCUCGCCUAAAAGCGCUGAAGGAGCAGCGUCUGAAGGAACUCCAGAACGGUCAUUCUUCCUAUGCCACCACGGUUGCCUCCCCUGUGUCCACUGACGGACGAACCAUCAACACAGCACCAGCCAUCGACCUUUUCUCCACACCCAGCUCCACAAACGGCACUUCCAAGGCGGCGAGUGACCUUCUGGACUUGCAGCCUGCAUUUCAGCAGCAGGCACUGCUACUCUCCACUGGCCUACCAACAGCCAACACAUGGGGAGAUCCUUUCACUUAUACAGAAGCUGUCGAAGACUCCAUUCCAAACUUUAACCCUUUCCUUAUACAUCCUGUUGUGUCUUCCGAUGGUGUUAGUUCUAGGACACCCACUCAUGAAAUGUUUGGUGAUCAUUACAAUCCCUUUAUUGUUUCGAGCUCUUCCAUUGCAUCUGAUCAUGAGCACACAGUGCGGAUAGAGCAGUUUAUCUCAGACUCUUUCUGUGGGCCAGCAUCAUACCCUACCACACCUCUCUUCCAGUCUGAGCCCUCUGCUGUAGCUGGUCUAUUUGGAGGAUUCUCAGUGUCUUCCACCACGCAACCCCAGACCGCCAGAGGCCUUAACGUCAACUUUGACUCUGUGUUUGGCAAUAACUCAGCCUCCGCCAACAAUGUUGACUCUGCUGGUAAGGAUCAUUUAGGUGGCGUCCUCAAACCCACAGUKGCCUCYUCGCCCAGCCAGGGGCUAAUCCCAAACGGGCAGCAGCUUGGGAAGCUGGUGUCGGAUGACCUGGACUCAUCCUUGGCCAACCUUGUGGGCAAUUUGGGAAUUGGCAAUGGUGUGGCAAAAAAUGAUAUUCAUUGGAGUCAGCCUGGUGAGAAGAAGUUGACAGGUGGAUACAAUUGGCAACCAAAGAGUGCUCCCUCUACCACAUGGAACCCUGCCACCAUGGCACCAUCUGUCAUGGCCUUCCCUGCAACGACGCCGACGGGGAUGAUGGCAUAUGGAAUGCCUCCCCAGAUGGGUUCCAUGGCCAUGAUAAACCAACCCACCAUGAUGUACAGCCAACCGGUUGUGAGGCCGGCCAACCCCUUUGGCCCGGCCCCAGGAGCACAGUCCUCGGCAGCUUCUAGUCCCUCCAGUCAGAGUCCUCUCAGAGCGACAGGAAAGGACCCUUUUGCCCAGCUCUCUCUCAAGGAUUUCUUGUAGAACAUCUUUAGAUGCAGUUCAUGUAACCUGAAAGGGAGGCUUUUGUCCUCUGAAGACAAACCAAGAAGCAGCUAAACUUUCACUUUCAAGUAAAAAUCUGUUUUUACUCAUCGUCRAGAAUAUCAGCCCAAAUAAGAAAGGACUUGAAGGAAUCAAGGGGAGGAAGCCAUGUCCAAGACGUGUCAAGUAUACGUAGGACAAGGAUCCCAUUUUGUAAUUUGUCUUACGAGAAAAAGUGUGUGCUGCUGUUCUAACCUCUCUACAGGGAUCACUCAUCCCRUUUGUCUUCUGUAAAAGAUUAACAUGGUUGUGGAAAGGAAAGGGAGAUAAUUUGACUUUGCUGUUAUGUAUAAAAAUAGUGGGUUAUCACACACAGCUUGAUGUUCUUGGGGUGAGGAYGUGGGAUGAGUGGAAGAAUUGCUUGAUCUGAUCAUCAAUUGUGCAUUAUCUAAUUUAACCAUCACUGAUUAGUAAUGCUAACCUCUGUUUUAUACCAUGAUUUCAAUAUUUUCUCUUUWAAAAAAGUUUUAUUACAUUUGCAGUAGACAUUCCUUGUGUAUUGUUAGUAUUUAUUUAUGAUUACCCUCGGAGGAAAUGGGGGGGGGAAAAA
Molecule: messenger RNA, 3172 nt
Organism: Salvelinus sp. IW2-2015
Lineage: Eukaryota; Metazoa; Chordata; Actinopteri; Salmoniformes; Salmonidae
Source: RefSeq, a predicted model, not a curated record